Umbelopsis ramanniana AG is the source of this 933-nucleotide messenger RNA. RefSeq lists its product as uncharacterized. Lineage: Eukaryota; Fungi; Mucoromycota; Umbelopsidomycetes; Umbelopsidales; Umbelopsidaceae. The record is from RefSeq and is a predicted model, not a curated record. The transcript has 6 exons. Gene Ontology annotation, molecular function: NAD+ binding; oxidoreductase activity, acting on the CH-OH group of donors, NAD or NADP as acceptor. The coding region runs from base 1 to 933 and encodes 310 amino acids. Gene Ontology annotation, biological process: fatty acid metabolic process.
AUGUUCUCCAGGACCUCACGACUAUUGAGCAGCCAUGCCAGCAAGGCUGCCAAGUUUCACACUUCGGCCCCAAUCUCGCAUGGAAUAAAGCGCGUUGGUGUGAUUGGAUCCGGACAAAUGGGUCUUGGUAUUGCCAUGGUGGCUGCUAACGUCGCCCGACUUCCUGUGGUGAUCAUGGAUGUGAACAAAGAACAAAUUGACAAGGGUAUCAAGUUUAUGGACAAGCUAUUGGAAAAGGAUGUGGGAAAGUCUAAAAUCACUUCGGAACACGCUCAGGGCACCAAGGAUCUGGUGUCUACCACUCAAACCCUAAAGGAUUUACGUGAUGUCGACAUUGUCAUUGAAGCUGCUUCUGAAAACUUGGCUAUCAAGACCGCCUUGUUUGCUGACCUCGACAAGGAGUGUAAGCCAGAUGCUAUUUUGGCUACCAACACCAGCAGUAUCAGCAUUACAAAAAUCGCUGCCGCUACAUCCCGAGCCCAUCAGGUUAUUGGUAUGCACUUUAUGAACCCUGUCCCGGUUAUGAAGCUGGUCGAAAUCAUCCCUGGUUUGGCUACGACUGAUAACAUCGUGCAGACCACUAAGGAACUCGCCACCAGCAUGGGCAAGACCACUACCGUCGUGCAAGAUGUGCCUGGCUUUGUUGCCAAUCGAUUGCUCAUGCCCUAUAUCAAUGAAGCCGUCCUUCUCCUUGAAAAUAGCUGGGCAUCUGCAGAGGAUAUUGAUACCACCAUGAAGCUGGGUAUGAACAUGCCCAUGGGUCCUUUGACUUUGGCUGAUUUUAUCGGUCUCGAUACAUGCUUAGCCAUCAUGAAAGUCAUCCAUGAAAACACCGGUGACACAAAAUAUCGACCCAGUGUCUUGUUGCAAAAGUAUGUGGAUGCUGGAUGGCUAGGCAAGAAGUCUGGUCGUGGUUUCUACAGCUACAAAUAA